Messenger RNA from Pristis pectinata (smalltooth sawfish), 744 nucleotides. Its product is annotated as kalirin-like. The transcript has 7 exons. Bases 1 to 744 code for a protein of 247 amino acids. Gene Ontology annotation, molecular function: protein binding. NCBI's taxonomy places the organism in Eukaryota, Metazoa, Chordata, Chondrichthyes, Rhinopristiformes, Pristidae. The record is from RefSeq and is a predicted model, not a curated record.
AUGGUUGAAGUUUCGGCCAUCAAGUUGCUAAAUCCAAAUUUUAUUCAUGAAGUGGCACCUGAAUUUCUCAUCCCCUUGGCUGACUUGACCUGUGCUAUUGGAGAGACAAUCAUAUUGCGCUGUAAAGUUUGUGGAAGACCAAAACCUACUGUCACCUGGAAAGGGCCUGAUCAAAAUGUCCUUGUGAAUGACAGUCGUUAUACUCCAUCACUCAGUGAUUCUGGGGAGGUUAUGCUUAAAAUCUGUAAUAUAAUGCCUCAAGAUAGUGGAAUAUACAGCUGUCUGGCAGUGAAUGAAAUAGGAUCAGCAUCAUCUUCAGCAACCGUCAAAGUGCAGGGUGUUCCAGCAGCACCGGGUCGGCCAAUAGCCCAGGAGAGAAGCAAUAGUUCUGUUAUUUUGAGAUGGUUACCUCCAGCAAGUACAGGAAACUGCACCAUUUCCAGUUACACUGUCGAAUACAGGGAAGAAGGAUCACUGGCAUGGCAGCAGUCAGUAGCAUCCACUUUGGACACCUACCUUGUGAUUGAGGACCUGAUUCCAGGCUGUCAGUACCAGUUCCGAGUCAGUGCAAGUAACCCCUGGGGAAUCAGCUCACCAAGUGAGCCAUCUGAUUUUGUAACUCUAUCUUGCAACAAUGAGCCUACCAGUGAUGACUCACGAAUUCCAUGGAAGGAUAAUUUUGAAUCUGCUUACACGGAGCUGUUUGAAAUUGGAAGGUACUGUAAAUCCACAUUAAAAGGAUAA